AAGCGGUAAUGGAUCCGCUUCCGUUAUAAUUUGAAAACGGAGACCGUUGUAAAGCGCAAAUAAAUAAUACGCAACUCGUAAGCCUUUUUAAUUAUCAAUUUUACAUGUGAAAGGUAGUAAUUAAACAGAAAAUGUAAUAAUUAAAAACAAUUGAAAAUGAUGCAGUGGUUAUUUACCAAUAGUUGUGAGUUAGCCAUAAAAUGACAGUUUUUUUCCUAUCAAAAUGUUAACGUAACCUUCUAAAUUUUGACAAGAAUAGUCACCCCGUAAUGCAGUAAUGUCAUCAGUCAUGGAUUUUGACCUAAGUAAGGAAAAUAUUCAGCCCCUUCGAGGUGGAAGAAACGUAACUCAACUAGAAGUAGCAUUGCAAGCACAAUUUAACGAAGAUUACCAAAGAGAAAUUCUCCAACAAAAAGAGGCUUUCGAAAAUGCAAUUAGACAUUAUGAAGGGGAAGAUCCCUUGGAUAAUUGGUAUCACUAUAUUUCAUGGGUAGAGCAAAGUUUUCCAAAACAUGGUCACGAAGGAAAUUUGGUUGCUUUAUUAGAAGACUGCUUGAGCAAAUUUGAACAUGAUAAGCGAUACAUUCAUGAUCGUCGUUUUUGCAAAUUAUGGAUAAAAUAUAUUGAUAUGCAGCCAAAUCCGUUAGAGCUAUUCCACAUGAUGCAUGCUCAAGGUUUAUGUAGAAGCUGCGCCGAUUUAUACAGGGCCUGGGCAUACUACCACGAAGUUGCUGGGGACUUCAAAAGUGCUGACAUGGUUUUCCAACUUGGUGAACAAGAACUUGCCCAACCAUAUGAAGAAUUAGUUACAGCCCAUCGUAAUUUAGUCUAUGCAGUUGGACAGCAAAUGAUAAGGGGAGCAGAAGUAGAUGCUCAAAGGUUAGAAGAACAGAGAAGAGCUCUAACCACAUUAAGUACUUAUGGACAUGGUAAAAUGGUCCCUAGUGUGCGCAUACCUAUUUCUGCUGGUGCUGGUGUGUUACCUAGUGGUGCAAAAGCUAAUCUAAAGGAAAACGUAGUGGUACCUGUGUAUCAAGAUAGGGACAAUAGUAAAUUACUUGGGGCCGAAGCUGUACCCCCUGUAAGCAUUUUAUCAGCUGCAAAACGUCAGCAGGCUCCUAAAGAGAACACAAUAAAACCUGGAGUUUGGACUACAGCUUUACCUAUUAAAAAAGGUCCAAUGGCUCAUCGAAACCCAGCAUUUACAGUUCAUGAAGACAUUAUUGAUCUCCAUUCAAUUGGUAUAAAGCUGCCAGAUGAAUUUUAUCCAGUAAGUCACGAAGACUUUUCUAACUGGAAUCCUCCAUUGGCCUAUUUUGAGCCUGAAGAUCCAAGCAGAAUUCCAAUGUAUCCCAAAAGUAAAGUAUACGCAAAUCCAAAAGGUGAAGUUAGCAUUGAAGAAGUUCGAGCCACUAAAUACAAAGUGAAAGGCAACUGUAAUAGACUAAACAUUUCUCACUCUGAAACAAAUGAAGCCAUUCAAUCGAUCUUGGGAGAUGGUGUUAUCAAUCAGAAAGUUCCAUUUCAAGAACAUCAACAGCAGCAACAGCAUAUUGGAUAUGGACAGACACAGAAUGAACAUUUUCAAAACUACUUGCCCAGAUCGGAACAGUUUCAAUAUCAACAGGUUGAUGUUGGCAUGGCUAAACAGGAAGGCGCUAUAAGGAAAUCAUACGAAUUAAUGAACAAUUCACAACAACAGCAGCAACAUUUCGAAAUUUUCAGUCAACAACAGCCUAUGAUGACUGGCGGUUUUGGACAAUUUCACAAUCAACAUCUUCAACCAUCACAACAACCUCAAAGUAAUCAUUUUGAUCAGCACCAGACAAUGAGCCUCCUCAAUCGUUCUCAACUCCAUAUGAGUAAUCAAUUUCCGCAACAACAGCAAAUGGCUUUCUCAACACAACAAUUUCAAAUGCAGCCCCAACAACAGCAUAAACCACAACAACCGACAUUCAAUAAAUCUAAAAAUAACAACAUACUAUCAAGAACACCAUGUCAUUCUGUGAAGCAAGCGAUUACUGCACAGACUGCCACUAUAGUGUCACCUGCAGGUACUGGCUUUGCAAACCUAAGUACUCAGCAAGCUAAUACCCCUGUCAAUAGGGAGUCGCCUAAUAUGAGUAGCGAGUUCGGAAAAGACAUGGUCGAUUUAUGGAGGUUUACUACAGAAGAAGACUCCAACAGUUUACCCCCCAUAAAAGGAACAUCAAAAUUUGCUAUAUUCGAAGACGACGCUCAGUUAAAAGGUACUGCUAUGAAAAGUCCCCCUUUUAGAAUAAUAAGCGAUGAAGAACUCGCGGAAACAGGUUCUCGAGGGGGUCAAGAUGUAGCAGCGGCUGCACAGCCGUGCGAUGGCGCCAAAAGGAUCCCUAUUUUCGAAGAUGAUAGCAACUCACCUAUCAAAAUUAUCGGAAAUCGUGAACCUCCUAUUCUCCCCGAUCUAAAUGCUUCUUGUAACACUCAAAUGUUCAACGUUAAUUUGAAUGCAAUGCAAGUUAGCACUCCGCAAUCUAAACGAACUGAACCACUUAAAGAUAUUAGUGAGGAGACUCUCAAACAAAGCAAGAAAAUGCUGUUCGGACCUGAACCCGAGAAAAAACACAUGUCGACAAUUUUUGAAGAAACUACGAAAGAUUACAGAUCAAGCUCAUCUAGCGGAAGCUCAACUUUCAAAUCGGUCAUGUCAAAUCAAUCAAAGCGUGAAAACAUGGCAGUGAUAAGCGAGGAAGAAAGCAACUACAAUUUCAAUCUAGCACAAAAUAUGAAAGCCAAUGCGGCCCUCAGAUUGAGUUUGUUAGGUGAUUUGAUGGAAUGCGAAUCAGGUCAAAGCAGUCCCGUAACAGACAUACUUCCCACAUUGCCUCCGGCCCCUCUUCAUAUAGAGCCCUUAUCUCAGGCUCCAAGCGAUCCAUUCAAAUCAACUGUUAUUGAAACUCUUCUAAAACACGUUGCGUUCCCAAAUCGCCACACUGCAGGCUAUAUAGAAAUAUUUUGUACUCCUCGAUUCACCAUUAAGAAGGAACCAUGUAGAAUUGGAGACGAUCGGUAUCUCAUAGAAAAGAUGCUGGGCAAAGGUACUUAUGGUCAAGUUUAUAAAGCAACCGAUUUAAGGACGAAAGAAGUUGUUGCAUUAAAAAUACAAAAACCACCCAACAAAUGGGAGUUUUACAUUUGUAGAGAAAUACAGUCGCGACUGGCCAAACACCCACUCAGAGACCGAUUCAUGCAAGUCCCUGUCGGCUACUUUAAUGAUCAGAUGUCUAUUUUGGUAUCAGAAUUCAGCCGUUGCGGUUCGUUGUUGGACGUUGCAAAUGCAGUUAAACAGAAAACGGGCAAAACCUUAAAAGAACCUUUCUGCAUUUUUUUCUCUAUGGAGAUGCUAAGUAUUGUACAAGCCCUACACAAAGCUAAAAUUAUACACGCGGACGUAAAGCCUGAUAACUUCUUGGUCUUUGUCGCCCCCGACCAAACGAUCACGCUCCAAUUGAUCGAUUUCGGUUGCAGCAUCGACAUGACCCUCUUUCCUGAAAGUACCACGUUUACACGUUGUGUCACAACCGAGGACUUUGUAUGUUGUGAAAUGCGCGACGGGCGACCGUGGAACUACCACACCGAUCUCUUCUGUGUAGCCGCAUCUGCUCAUGUACUUCUCUUUGAUAAAUACAUACAGUUGCAAAAGAAAGAUGGACACUGGUCAAUCACCCAACGAUUUACCAGAUAUAUGUCGCUAGAGUUAUGGAACACAUUCUUUGCAAAUCUGCUGAAUCAACAGGCGGGUCUUGCAGAUCCUGAACCGCUCCUAGGACUUCUCCGAGAAGCAUUCUACGCCUCUGAUCGCACGGCUGACAUGAGAUACCUCGCCAAUGUUCUAAAAGAUCGAUAACAACACAUUACAUUAGGCCUUUACACCAUUUCUUCGUUUUUGUUUCUUUUAGAUAUAUACAUGUAGAUUUUUUUCUUUCUGUUUAUGUUUUGGCCACACUUCUGCUUUACGUACCAGUUCUUGCGCGGUCUUUAUAGAUAAAAAUCAAUACGGUUAAUCUCUGGUAUUAAAAGUUUACUUAUUUAUUUAGAUAAUGAACACAAAAAGCACCUUUUGCAUGUUGCGCAUGCAAAUUAGGUAGGCUUGAAAAGAAUGAUUUUUGAAGAGAAAAGUAUAAACAGCUUUAGUCCCCUAUAAUUUUAGUUAUCAUUGAGUUUGUAUUGCCCAUUUUGAAGUCGAGUCGUGCAGUUAAAAUAUUACAUUAAAAAUUUAUUUGGUGAACAAUAAAGUUAGUUAUACCACAAUUACACAAUUAUGUUUUUUAAUUCGCUCUGGUCACUUACAAUUUUUGAUUAAUAAGAUUAGAAUUUAGACUAUGAAUUUACUACUGAGGUACUGUAAUCUAGCAUUAGUUCAUCCUUUUUAAAAAUAUUUCUAUAUUCAAAUUGACACACCUUUUCUUUAAUGUUAUGUUUUAGGAAUGAAAGGCCGUAUGAUGAUAAGUGUAGUGAAUCGAUCCUCACAUAUAUUGUUAGAGUACUAACAAAUUUUAAAAUUAUGAAGUUUGGAGAUCCAAAGUUAAUUUGCUUUCGAAAAAAAAUAUGAAGAUUCAGAAUUUUACUAGUUUUAUUUUAACUUAUUUAUCCGGGUUAAUUCACUACGCCUGUUGCUCUUUGGUCGCUGUGGACAUUUAAUAAAUCAUCGUUUAAAGUAAUUAUUGAUAUAAACGUACCAAUAUAAUUGUUCUAAACUAAAGUAUGUCUUCAAAUAUCUAUCGUACAAAAUAUUGUUUGACUCCUAAAACUGUAUUCUACUUUAACUAGAUUAAGUAAAUCUGACUGCACGGCCGACUUUAAGUGUAUCUAUAUGUAAUGGAAUCAAUAAAAAAUAUUUAAAACUA
Agrilus planipennis (emerald ash borer) is the source of this 4886-nucleotide messenger RNA. Its product is annotated as probable inactive serine/threonine-protein kinase bub1. Gene Ontology annotation, biological process: mitotic spindle assembly checkpoint signaling; meiotic sister chromatid cohesion, centromeric; protein phosphorylation. The coding region runs from base 278 to 3886 and encodes 1202 amino acids. Gene Ontology annotation, molecular function: protein kinase activity; ATP binding. The transcript is spliced from 12 exons. Lineage: Eukaryota; Metazoa; Arthropoda; Insecta; Coleoptera; Buprestidae. The record is from RefSeq and is a predicted model, not a curated record.